This is a messenger RNA of Gracilinanus agilis (Agile Gracile Mouse Opossum), 6273 nucleotides long. It is a transcript of the gene CACNA1I, whose product is annotated as calcium voltage-gated channel subunit alpha1 I. NCBI's taxonomy places the organism in Eukaryota, Metazoa, Chordata, Mammalia, Didelphimorphia, Didelphidae. Gene Ontology annotation, cellular component: voltage-gated sodium channel complex; plasma membrane; neuron projection. Gene Ontology annotation, biological process: calcium ion transmembrane transport; sodium ion transmembrane transport; calcium ion import. The record is from RefSeq and is a predicted model, not a curated record. Gene Ontology annotation, molecular function: low voltage-gated calcium channel activity; voltage-gated sodium channel activity. The transcript is spliced from 36 exons. The coding region runs from base 1 to 6273 and encodes 2090 amino acids.
AUGAGCAGAGGUGUGGUGUGGGCAGAUGUGCUUCAGGAAAAAUGGUUUGCGCAGCUGCAUGCCAAUUCUGUCUGUGUCUUCCUUGACGGUUCGCCCUCUGCCUGCACUUGGUUCGAGUGUGUUAGCAUGCUGGUGAUCCUCCUCAACUGUGUCACUCUGGGCAUGUAUCAGCCAUGUGAGGACAUGGACUGUCUGUCUGACCGCUGCAAGAUCCUGCAGGUAUUUGAUGACUUCAUCUUCAUCUUCUUUGCCAUGGAGAUGGUGCUGAAGAUGGUGGCCCUGGGGAUUUUCGGCAGGAAGUGUUAUCUGGGGGACACCUGGAAUCGGCUGGAUUUCUUCAUUGUGAUGGCUGGGAUGGUUGAAUAUUCCCUGGACCUUCAGAACAUCAACCUGUCAGCUAUCCGCACAGUCCGAGUCCUGAGGCCCCUCAAAGCCAUCAACCGAGUGCCCAGUAUGCGCAUCCUUGUGAACUUGCUGCUGGACACCCUGCCCAUGUUGGGCAACGUGCUACUCUUGUGUUUCUUUGUCUUCUUCAUCUUUGGCAUCAUCGGUGUGCAGCUGUGGGCUGGCCUCCUUCGCAACCGCUGCUUCCUGGAGGAGAACUUCACCAUACAAGGAGAUGUUAACCUGCCUCCCUACUACCAGCCAGAAGAGGAUGAUGAGAUGCCCUUCAUCUGUUCACUGUCAGGGGACAAUGGCAUCAUGGGCUGCCAUGAGAUCCCACCCCUCAAGGAGCAAGGCCACGAGUGCUGCCUGAGCAAAGACGACUUUGCCUACUACAGUGCGGCUCACCAGGACUUCAACGUCAGUGGGAUGUGUGUCAAUUGGAAUCGGUACUAUAACGUGUGCCGCACAGGCAAUGCCAACCCCCACAAGGGCGCCAUCAACUUUGACAACAUUGGCUAUGCUUGGAUUGUCAUAUUCCAGGUGAUCACCCUGGAAGGCUGGGUUGAAAUUAUGUACUACGUCAUGGAUGCCCAUUCCUUCUACAACUUCAUCUACUUCAUUCUGCUCAUUAUAAGUGUGCCCACAGGCUACCCCCUUUUCACUCUGUGUCCCUGGGAAUUGGCUGAUCCCUUGUUGACAAGCCUUCCUGGAGGCCUGGGGACUCUACAGGCUGGAAAAUGUCAAGGGUUGUGCCAGAAACACAUUCCCCUGGAUUACCCACCCCAUACUCUUGUGCAGCCUAUCUCUGUGACACAGACCUCUGACCCUGGCAAUUGUCCCCACUGUCGGCAAGAGGGAGAACAACGCCUGUCCCUGGCAGAGAGCGAUGAUGACUUUGGGCAAGAGGAAGGCUCUGCCAAUGAUGAUGAAGGGGAAGGUGGAGGGAGCAGUGAAGGAACCCUGGACCUGGAGAAGGAGGAAGAAGAGGGAGACAAAGGCAGUGGGGCAGCCAGACUGUGUGGAGAUAUAUGGCGAGAGGUGAGGGCCAAGCUGAGGGGCAUUGUGGACAGCAAGUAUUUUAAUCGAGGAAUCAUGAUUGCCAUCCUAGUGAAUACGGUCAGCAUGGGCAUCGAACACCAUGAACAGCCCGAGGAGCUGACCAACAUCCUUGAGAUCAGUAACGUGGUCUUCACCAGCAUGUUUGCCCUGGAGAUGAUCCUGAAGCUGGCAGCCUUUGGCCUCUUUGACUACCUUCGGAAUCCGUACAACAUCUUUGACAGUAUCAUCGUCAUCAUCAGUAUCUGGGAGAUCAUUGGCCAGUCAGAUGGUGGCCUCUCAGUGUUGAGGACUUUCCGCCUGCUCCGGGUAUUGAAGUUGGUCCGUUUCAUGCCAGCCCUGCGCCGACAGCUGGUGGUUUUGAUGAAGACCAUGGACAACGUAGCCACCUUCUGCAUGCUGCUUAUGCUUUUCAUCUUCAUCUUCAGCAUUCUAGGGAUGCACAUCUUUGGCUGCAAAUUCAGCCUUAGGACUGACACAGGAGACACUGUUCCUGACCGGAAGAACUUUGACUCACUCCUCUGGGCCAUUGUCACAGUGUUCCAGAUUCUGACCCAGGAGGACUGGAAUAUGGUGCUCUACAAUGGCAUGGCCUCUACUUCACCCUGGGCCUCCCUCUACUUCGUGGCCCUCAUGACCUUCGGCAACUAUGUUCUCUUCAAUCUGCUGGUGGCCAUCUUGGUGGAGGGCUUCCAGGCAGAGGGGGAUGCCAACCGUUCCUAUUCAGAUGAGGACCAGAGCUCGUCCAACAUAGAAGAGUUUGACAAAUUCCGGGAGGGUCACGAAGGCCAUUUUGAUGUCAAGCUUUGCCCCAUCCCCAUGACCCCUAAUGGACACCUGGACCCAAGCCUUCCUCUGCCUGGCACCCUGGCCACCACAGGGGGCGUACCCCCCGGCCCUUGCCACUCUCUGCAGCCUGACCAGGUGCUUAUAGCCCUGGACUCCAGAAAGAGCAGCGUGAUGUCUCUGGGGAGGAUGAGUUAUGACCAGCGGUCUCUGUCUAGCUCUCGCAGCUCCUACUAUGGGGCCUGGGGCCAUAGUGGAGCCUGGGCUAGCAGAAGAUCCAGUUGGAACAGCCUGGCCCGGGGCCAUAGCCUGAAGCACAGGGCACCCUCUGCAGAACAUGAGUCACUCCUCUCUGGGGAGAGGGGACGGACAACAGAGGGGGAGCGGGAUGAUGGAGCCCCUCGGGGCCCACCCUAUCAUCCACCUUCCCACCCCCAUCACCAUCACCACCACCUCCACCAUCCCCAUCGCUACCGCCAUCGUCGGACACUCUCCCUCGAUACCAAGGAUUCACUGGACCUGGCAGAGUUGCCAACGCCAGUCCCUCAUGCUCAUCUGAGGUCCACUCGGAAGGUGGGCACAGGCCCGGGCACCAGUGAGCACCAGGACUGCAAUGGCAAGAUGCCCAACAUUGCCAAAGAUGUCUUCACCAAGAUGGACAACCGGAAGGAUCAUGAGGAGGAUGAAGAAGAGAUUGAUUAUAGCCUGUGUUUCCGAAUUCGGAAGAUGAUCGAUGUUUACAAGCCGGACUGGUGUGAGAUCAGGGAAGACUGGUCUGUCUACCUCUUCUCUCCUGAGAACAGGUUCCGGGUCCUUUGCCAGACCAUCAUUGCCCACAAGCUCUUUGACUAUGUCGUCCUGGCCUUUAUCUUCCUCAACUGCAUCACCAUUGCCUUGGAGAGGCCCCAGAUAGAGGCUGGCAGCACUGAGCGAAUAUUCCUCACUGUGUCCAACUACAUCUUCACCGCCAUCUUUGUUGGGGAGAUGACCCUAAAGGUGGUCUCCCUGGGCCUAUAUUUUGGGGAGCAGGCCUACCUCCGAAGCAGCUGGAACAUCUUGGAUGGCUUCCUGGUCUUUGUGUCUCUCAUUGACAUCGUGGUCUCUGUGGCCUCCGCUGGAGGAGCCAAGAUCCUUGGGGUUCUCCGGGUCCUUCGCCUCCUCCGGACGCUUCGCCCACUGCGGGUCAUCAGCCGUGCCCCAGGGCUGAAGCUUGUGGUGGAGACUCUGAUCUCGUCCCUCAAGCCCAUUGGAAACAUUGUCCUCAUCUGCUGUGCCUUCUUCAUCAUCUUUGGCAUCCUAGGGGUGCAGCUCUUCAAGGGGAAGUUUUACCACUGUCUGGGGGUCGACAUCCGGAAUAUCACCAACCGCUCCGACUGCAUGGCUGCCAACUACCGCUGGGUACACCACAAGUACAACUUCGACAACCUGGGCCAGGCCUUGAUGUCCCUCUUUGUCUUGGCCUCCAAAGAUGGCUGGGUCAACAUCAUGUACAACGGGCUGGAUGCAGUGGCUGUGGACCAGCAGCCGGUAACCAACCACAAUCCCUGGAUGUUGUUGUACUUCAUCUCCUUCCUGCUCAUUGUCAGCUUCUUCGUCCUUAAUAUGUUCGUGGGUGUGGUGGUGGAGAACUUCCACAAGUGCCGGCAGCACCAGGAGGCAGAGGAGGCCCGUCGGCGGGAGGAGAAGCGACUCCGGCGGCUGGAGAAGAAGCGAAGGAAAGCCCAGCGACUCCCAUAUUAUGCUACCUACUGCCCGACUCGGCUCCUUAUUCACUCUGUCUGUACAAGUCACUACCUGGAUAUCUUCAUCACCUUCAUCAUCUGCCUCAAUGUCGUGACCAUGUCCCUGGAACACUACAACCAGCCCAUGUCCUUGGAGAUUGCUCUCAAAUACUGCAACUACAUGUUCACCACAGUCUUUGUGCUGGAGGCCAUGCUGAAGCUGGUAGCAUUUGGGCUGAGGCGAUUCUUCAAAGACAGGUGGAACCAACUGGAUCUGGCCAUUGUGCUCCUGUCAGUCAUGGGCAUCACCCUGGAGGAGAUAGAGAUCAAUGCUGCUCUGCCCAUCAAUCCCACCAUCAUCCGCAUCAUGAGGGUGCUACGUAUUGCCCGAGUGCUGAAGCUGCUGAAGAUGGCCACAGGGAUGCGGGCCCUGCUGGACACGGUGGUUCAGGCCCUCCCCCAGGUGGGUAACUUGGGUCUCCUCUUCAUGCUUCUUUUCUUCAUCUAUGCCGCUCUGGGCGUGGAGCUUUUUGGGAAGCUGGACGAGGGGAGGGCUGGCUGGGGCCCCUGGGGCCAGGGCUCCAAGCGCAGCAGUCGUGAACAGCGCCCUCCUCUGCCCUGUGCCCAGGACACGCUGCGGGACUGCACCCAUGACGAGCGGAGCUGCCUCAGCAACCUCCAGUUCAUCUCGCCGCUGUAUUUCGUCAGCUUCGUGCUCACGGCCCAGUUCGUGCUCAUCAAUGUGGUGGUGGCUGUGCUGAUGAAGCACCUGGAUGACAGCAACAAGGAGGCCCAGGAGGAUGCCGAGAUGGACGCCGAGAUCGAGCUGGAGAUGGCUCACGGCCUGUGUCCCCGCGGCUCAGGCUCCCCGGGCUCCAGCAAAGGCGGAGGCUGUGCGGGCGGAGGCGGAAUCGGAGGCCCGCCUCCAGCCGAACCGGAAGCUCGCCGCUGCGUGCGCUGUUACUCCCCAGCACAGGAGAACUUGUGGCUGGACAGUGUCUCUUUAAUUAUUAAGGACUCCUUCGAAGGAGAGUUAAUGAUCAUCGAUAACCUGUCAGGCUCCGUCUUCCACCAUUACUCCUCGCCGGCCGUGUGCGAGAAGUGUAACCAUGACCAGCAAGAGGUCCAGCUGGCCGAAGUGGAGGCCUUCUCCCUGAACUCGGACAAGUCCUCUUCAAUCCUGCUGGGAGAUGAUGUGAGUCUAGAGGAUCCCACCACAGGCCCUGGGGGCUCCAAGGAAAUCAAGGGAGAAUCGGAGACCCCUGACCCCAUCAAAAUCGGGGACUUGGGAGAAUGCUUCUUUCCUUUGUCCAACACAGCCGUCUCGGCAACUCCAGAGAGCUACCUGUGUGAAAUGGAGAAGGAUCCCUUCAAUCCUGUCCAGUCCUGGCUGAAGCAUGAGAGCAGUCAAGUUCCCUCUAGUCCUUUCUCGUCAGAAGCUGCUAGCCCUCUCUUACCUGUGCCAGCAGAGUUCUUUCAUCCAGCCGUGGCCACCAGCCAGAAGGUAGAGGAGAAGGCCACUUGCAAGGGGUCCCUCCCCAAGAUCUCUCUGCAGGGUUCCUGGGCAUCCUUACGAUCUCCAAGUGUCAACUGCACGCUCCUCCGACAGACCACUGAGAGUGACACGUCCCUGGAUGACAGCCGGAGCAGCGGCUCGGUGGGCAGCCUCCAGACCACCCUGGAUGACAGUUUGAAUCUCAGUGACUCUCCCCAGUGUACCCUGGACCUCCCCUCAGCUUUGUGCCCUGGGCUACCGGCUGCCCUCUCCCCAGCCUCUCGGCGCCGGAGUCUUCGUGGCCGGGGCCUCUUCAGUCUGCGAACCCUUCGAGGCCACCAGCGGAGCCACAGCAGUGGGGGCAGCACGAGCCCUGGAUGUACCCACCAUGACUCUAUGGACCCCUCGGAUGAGGAGGGGGUGGGCAGCAGCCUGCGCGGGGCAGGCACCAACAGCAGCGAGCAGUCGGAGACCCUGAGCAGCCUCUCGCUCACCUCCCUCUUCUCCCCUGCCCUCCCGCCCCCAGGCCUCCGGCUGGCCAAGAGGUGCAGUAGCACGAGUAGCCUGUCCACCGUGGCCCCCUUGUCCUCCACCAGGGGCCCGCUGCCCGCCCUGGGGACUGAGGGCACACAGCCCUACUCCGCGGCCCCCCGGGGCUUCCUGUCCACGCCCUCCUGGGGGACAGACUUCUGCAAAGACGGGGGCUCCGCCAGGGAGGACGCCCAGGGGCCAGAUGGCCAGCCUCCUGGGCUGAGCUCCACAGCACGCAAGCCACAGCAGCCUCCCCAGGUGGGGCUGGGGGAAGGGGUGACCAAGAGGAACAGAUGA